AUGGCGGGGGAUUCAAAGGGUCCAACAGUGAUCGCGAUUGCGGUCACUUUUGCAGUCUGGACCUUCGUCAUCAUGUGUCUUCGGCUCUUCUCUCGCGUUUUUGUUCUACACAAGAUGGGGUUCGACGACUAUCUGAUUGUCUGUGCUUGUCUGACUUCAUGGGCCUUUUCUGCUGUAACCGUUGUGUCGGUGAAGUAUGGGCUGGGUUCACAUAUCGCAGACGUCGAUCCGAAGAAAAUGGAGACUUACGCCAUGGUGGUUUGGAUCAGCUCGAUGUGUUACUUGGCCACACUGGGCUUUGUCAAGUCGUCCGUUUGUCUGUUCUAUACUCGUCUCGGCGAUCGGCUUCUGACGCGGCUGUCGAUGUUGAUGUUAGGCGUGAUCAUCGCACAGGCGUCAUCGUUUGUGUUUGUGGCAGCAUUUCAGUGCCGACCUAUUGAGAAGGCGUGGAAAAGCACGCUCCCGGGGACGUGCGUGAACAUCAACGUGUUCUACCUUGCCAACGCGGCCCUGAAUAUCUUGACCGACGUCAUGACAUAUACGCUGCCCCUCCGAGUGAUAUUCAAGCUCCAGGUGCCGGUCAAGCAGAAGGUUGCAUUGGGAUUUAUCCUCUGCAUUGGAUUGUUUGCCUGUGUCUCGUCCAUCAUCCGCAUUACCUAUAUUCCUGCCAUGCUGUCUGAUCCAGAUGCCACAUGGGUGAUUGCCGAGGCAAUGUAUUGGUCCGUGAUCGAGAUCAAUGUCGGGAUCUUUGCCUCCUCCAUCCCCUCGUUCAAGGCGAUUGCCUCCCGCUUCAUUCCGAGACUUAUCGGAGAGUAUUCUCGCGACAAAGGGUACAGUGGUUGGUCCAGCAGCAACGAUGUGAAGAAGUUCUCCGGCUUUUCCAAAGUCCCAGAGCAGAACAUCGGCCUGGACUCCCUGGAUCCUCGACACCCGGACGGGGAUAACACGAUUGGCACGCAGAUCGGGUACGGAGGGACGCAGAGUCAGGAGCGAAUCAUCCCUCACGGCAAGAUCUAUGCACAUACAGAGAUUGAGACCAAUGUGGAGGUCAGUCGAGACAUGUCCUGUCGUACGCUCUCCCAUUCCCCUUGA
Messenger RNA from Aspergillus bombycis, 1092 nucleotides. RefSeq names its product putative integral membrane protein Pth11-like. The transcript is spliced from 6 exons. Lineage: Eukaryota; Fungi; Ascomycota; Eurotiomycetes; Eurotiales; Aspergillaceae. The record is from RefSeq and is a predicted model, not a curated record. Bases 1 to 1092 code for a protein of 363 amino acids.